AACAAUUUCGUAUCAGAGGCUCAUCCCUUGAGGAACAAGGUUUAAUAUUCCAACACGUCUCCCUCCCAUCCUUCUUCCCACAAUGCUCCGAAACUUAGCCUUACCCUCUUCUUCAACCCUUCCUCCUCUGCAACUUCUCGUCUCCUUUUCCCUCCCAAAACCCUCUCCCAAUUUCUCCAAACCCUUCUUCUCCCAAUCCAAUUUCACAAUCAAACCCAUUUCCCCCUUCCCCAAAACCCUCAGACCCGUUUCUUCCAAAGGGCCCUCCAUGAAUCUCUGGACCAAGCUCGGAUUCGGCUCCAGAGCCUCCGAGGCCUCCGCGGAGUCUUCGGCGAUUGCGCAGGGUCCCGACGACGAUAUUCCGGCGCCGGGCCAGCAGUUCGCCCAAUUUGGGGCUGGCUGUUUUUGGGGCGUCGAAUUGGUGUUUCAAAGAGUGCCGGGUGUCACCAAAACGGAGGUCGGUUACUCUCAAGGACAUCUUCAUAAUCCGACUUAUGAGGAUAUUUGUACAGGGCAGACUUAUCACUCUGAGGUUGUUAGGGUUCAGUAUGAUCCUAAAGAGUGUAGUUAUGAGUCUCUGCUUGAUGCGUUUUGGGCUCGACAUGAUCCCACUACUCUUAAUCGGCAGGGAAAUGAUGUGGGAACACAAUACAGAUCUGGCAUAUACUUCUACACUCCUGAACAAGAGAAAGCUGCUCUGGAAUCAAUGGAACGCUACCAGAAGUCAUUGAACAGGAAGAUUGUGACUGAGAUUCUUCCUGCCAAGAAGUUCUACCGAGCCGAGGAAUAUCAUCAGCAAUAUCUUGCGAAAGGGGGCCGAUUCGGCUUCAAGCAAUCGGCUGCUAAAGGCUGCAACGACCCGAUCCGAUGCUAUGGUUAGUUAUGUUGGUCUUGGCAGAGGGAAUAUUUAGUUUCCAGCUCCAACAUUAUGGUAUCUGCAAGCUCUAUCCCACAUGCUUGUCAUAAGAAUCUUGAACGUAUGUAUGUAUCUGUAAUUGGUUUCGCUUUAAUAAUAAACCAAUUUGUAGUUGCAAUGAAUGCUUUCCCUCAA
Cucurbita pepo subsp. pepo (vegetable marrow) is the source of this 1051-nucleotide messenger RNA. Its product is annotated as peptide methionine sulfoxide reductase A1. Gene Ontology annotation, cellular component: cytoplasm. Gene Ontology annotation, biological process: cellular response to oxidative stress. NCBI's taxonomy places the organism in Eukaryota, Viridiplantae, Streptophyta, Magnoliopsida, Cucurbitales, Cucurbitaceae. Gene Ontology annotation, molecular function: peptide-methionine (S)-S-oxide reductase activity. The record is from RefSeq and is a predicted model, not a curated record.